Neofelis nebulosa (Clouded leopard) is the source of this 3219-nucleotide messenger RNA. It is a transcript of the gene TNFRSF4, whose product is annotated as TNF receptor superfamily member 4. The coding region runs from base 2194 to 3006 and encodes 270 amino acids. The transcript has 7 exons. Gene Ontology annotation, biological process: inflammatory response. Lineage: Eukaryota; Metazoa; Chordata; Mammalia; Carnivora; Felidae. The record is from RefSeq and is a predicted model, not a curated record. Gene Ontology annotation, molecular function: protein binding; tumor necrosis factor receptor activity.
GCCGUCUGGAGGCCCUGAUCCCCUUCCCUGUGUGGACCCCGUCUCACUUGGCAGGCGUGGCGAAGGCUGACCCUGAGUGGCCCCCUGCCCGCUGGGAGAGCUGCCUCUGCCUCCACCCCAGCCGCUGUGGGCCGUGGCCGCCUCCCUGGCAGCCUUGCCCCGCAGAGCCCAGGAGGAAUUUCCCACAGACGGGCCGGGGGAGCUCAGCUUCCUUACCUGUUUUUCUCGGGGAGGGGGAUUUCCAGCUCCUACCCCGCUCUCGUCCCAUCCCCAAGCGAGGCCCCCUGCCUGAAACUUUUUAAAGUAACUGUUGAAUGGUUAAUUUCAUCUCACGGUUGUGAUUUGAAAGGUACAAAAAUGACACAGUAGAGCGUCCCCUUCCUCGAGGGGUGUAAGAGAAAAUGCACACGUAUGCACACGUUCGUCUGGUGUGCGCACAUGCGUGUGCCUGUGUCCUUCCCCCUUGACCCACCACAGAGUUCCUGCACACGGGCCUUCCCCGCCUGCCCUGGAUCCACCCAGAUCUGUGUCUGAGGGCGCCACGCGCUCCGUAGGAUCACACUGGGUCGUUCCAGUCUUUACUGCUGCCUUGGUGCCGUGGGGGCACCCUAAGCCCAGGGUGGGUGUGGGGCAGGGUGGGGAGAGCCUGAUGUGGCCUCUAAAGUUCGUGGGGAGGCGGAGUUGGCCCCGCCAGCAGACGGCACACAGAGUCCUGCUGGCCUCCACCCGGCCGGGGAGUCGGAGUGGGUGCUGAUGGUUUGCUUUCACAGGACUCCCCACCCCCACCCCAAAGAAGUACCUGGGUGUUCACACACGUCCCGGCACGUGAGGCCGGUGACACACACAUGUGCCCGCGCACGGACACGGGUUCGCACGUGCUCUUGGGCACACUGCCCCCAGGAUGCAGCUGCAGGCGUUUGGUCCGUGGGGCCGUCCGAACACAGCACCAUGCAUGGGGCAGCUUAAACAGCGGUCCUGGGGCCCCGGUCAAGUGUGGGCAGGGCUGCUCUCUCCUGAGGCCUCUCUCCUUGGUGGCAGAUGCCGCCUUCUCCUUUGUCCUCGCCAGGCAAAGAGACCCUCCCUCCCUCAAGGUGGGAAGAGACUCUCCUGGGGUCUCUCCCAAAAGGACCACGGUCCUGUGGGGUCAGGGCCCAGCCCUCUGACCCCGUCUAGCCCUAACCACGCCCCUAGAGGCCCCAUCUCCAAACACUGCCACGUUGGGGGUUGGCUUCAGCACGUGGGGACACAGUUCAGUCCCUGACACUUGCGGUGUUCAGACACGCUCAGCCUCACGCACACUCUCCCACACCAGCACCCCCCUGCGUCCGCACCUGCCUGCUUGCCACACUGCUCCACACCUGCACGCGCUCUCCCACGUGCUCCCACGGGUGCACGCUUGCUCUGAGCUAGUUCUGGGCACUUGUGCCAGGGACCGUGCUCUGGAGGCGGGAGCACUCCUUUUCUUCCCCCUGAGCUGGUGCCCAGUCAUGGGUCCAGAUGGUGAAGGGCCUGUCUCCCGACCCAGUGUGCUGCCUCAGUUCACCCGUGUCCUCUGUGCACACUUUUGCUGAGGGGGUGAAGACUGGCGUGAAUGUGGCCUUUUGUGUGUGUGUGGGGGGGGGGGGGUAGGAAUAGCCAGCCGCCUGUCCCCCCGGAGGGGCCGACCCUGCCCUGUACAGGGAGAGUGGGUGCCCAGAAGGAGCGGGCUUUGGAGGGGUUCUGAGACCAACCCUCCUCCAAGUGGCUUGAGUGGGCAGAGCAGGGCAGGAAGGCAUCCAGGGUGCCCCGCUUCCCUGGUGAGAUGGGAGCCAGAGGGGUCCCGUGUCGGGGGGCGGGGGUGGGUGUAGACCGGAUGGGCCUGGCAGGGGCCAGGGGGCUGUGGGGCCGCACUUUGGCCCCGGGGUCUGUCUGCAUGCUGCAGGAGGGGUCUGGGCUGGUGCCCAGCUGCCAGCUGGCUGAGUGUGAGGUUAGUAGGUGUCGUUGAGGGGAUGGGGACCGGGCCCCGGGGCAGAAGAGAAGCCCACAUCCCAGACAGGCUGCCUUCCUGCCACCAGCCCGGGUCAGGGGUCGCCAGCCCUUCCUGGGCCUCCUUCCUCCUGGUCCCCUCCUCCUCCCUCCCUCCCCACCCCUCCCCCGCAGCCCUUAUAGCCACAUCCUGCAAGGAAAAACCCCAGACUCCUGCACCGGGCAGAGAUGAGGGUGGCUGUGGGGGCUCAGCGGCCCAGGGCGCCUCACUCAGCUGUCCAGCUCCUGGGGCUUGUGCUGGGCACCGCGGCCGCGCUCCACUGUGUCGGGAACACCUACCCCAAAGACGGCAGGUGCUGUAGCGAGUGCCCACCAGGUUAUGGGAUGGAGAGUCGCUGCAGCAGUGACCAGGACACCAAGUGCCUCCAGUGCGCGUCCGGCUUCUACAAUGAGGCCGUGAACUACGAGCCUUGCAAGCCCUGCACACAGUGCAACCAGAGAAGUGGGAGCGAGCCCAAGCAGAGAUGCACACCCACGCAGGACACCGUCUGCCGCUGCAGGCCAGGCACUGAGCCCCAGGACGGUUACGAUCGUGGAGUCGACUGUGCCCCAUGCCCACCGGGAUAUUUCUCCCCAGGCGAUGACCAGGCUUGCAAGCCCUGGACCAACUGCACCUUGGCGGGAAAGCGCACGCUGCGGCCGGCCAGCCAAGGCUCAGAUGCCGUGUGUGAGGACAGGAGCCCCCCAGCCACCACGCCUUGGGAGACCCAGGGCCCCCCAGUCCGGCCCCCUACCACCCAGCCCACCACAGCCUGGCCUAGGACCUCACAGGAGCCCUUCACACCCCCUGCAGAGCCCCCCAGGGGUCCCCAGCUGGCCGCUGUCCUGGGCCUGGGCCUGGGCCUGCUUGCCCCGGUGGCGGCCGCACUGGCCCUGCUCCUGCACCACAGAGCCUGGCGGCUACCCCCCGGUGGAAAUAGCUUCCGGACCCCCAUCCAAGAGGAGCAUGCCGAUGCCAACUCCACCCUGGCCAAGAUCUGAGCGGCCAGGCCAGGGGCCCAGAGGGUCUGCUAGACAUUGAGGGGCCGUGGGGCACCCCCAAGCACGGGCCGCCACAUCCCACCUUCCCACCACCCACCCUGCCACCCUGCGCCGUUUUAGGUGCUCCUGGGCUGACACCCAGGGCUCUGCUAUGUAUGCUGUGCAUACUCCCCGCCCAGGGUGGUGCCCCCCCCCCCCCCCAAUAAACGACAC